Laetiporus sulphureus 93-53 is the source of this 1341-nucleotide messenger RNA. RefSeq lists its product as uncharacterized. The record is from RefSeq and is a predicted model, not a curated record. The transcript has 8 exons. NCBI's taxonomy places the organism in Eukaryota, Fungi, Basidiomycota, Agaricomycetes, Polyporales, Laetiporaceae. Gene Ontology annotation, molecular function: RNA nuclease activity. The coding region runs from base 15 to 1094 and encodes 359 amino acids.
CAAUGAUGUUAACCAUGGUUACCCGUUCACGGCGCGUCUGGCAAGGAGUGGUCCCCCGUGAAGUGACUCUGUUGUGCAACAGGUUGCGGUGUCAAGCUAGAAGUCUCAAGGCUGCCUCUCUAUCGCACAGAAAUAUUUCAAGUGGAAAUACAAGUAGAAGACACCUCGCGGACGUUGCUGUUUUCUGGGACUAUGAGGAUUGCCCAUUAUCUUCAGGUGAAGGAGGAGUGUCCAUUGUACGUGCGCUCGGGCAAUAUGCUAGAAGUAUGGGCGUUGUCUCCAGUUUUCGCGCAUACAGUCGACUCGUGCCUUUGAGCGCCAAGAGUGCGAUGAUGCGCAGAGGCGGCGUCACUAUAUGCGAUUGCGCUUAUGAUAAGAAAGCAGUUGUUCAUAGCUCCAUGAUCGCUGACAUGUUCCGGUGGACCUUCGACCGGCCGGCUGCUGAUGCUACAAACAUCAUGGUAGUCAUUACAGCAGGCAGCAGCUAUGCUGAUGCAAUCUCCACAUUGUCGCUCAGCGGUUACAUCAUGGUCGUGUUUGCUCCCCUUUCGGCGCACGAGAAGUUGAGAGAGGUACAAAGUGCUGCGUUAUUAGAAUGGACAGAUGCUUUAUUCGUGAAGGCGCAUGCUUCGGAACAGGAUUCCUCCAGGCUGAAUGGUCCCAACCAUGAGCAGGAGAAUCCUCUUGUGCUUGGAAAGAACAUACACUUUUUAUCAUCAACAUUUUCAUCAACGAAUGGACAGCAUGCCUCGCUCUCUACAAUCACGCCUGUCAAUGUGGGCGCGGUAUCGACAUCGCACCCCCCAGCCAACAUACAUACGGAACACUCUCUGCAGUCAGAGCAAUAUCCACACUACUUCAAUCCCCUCGUGCAGAUCCUGCGACAACACACACAGGGAGAUCAAUUCAUGUGGUUCCAACAGGUUGCGUCUGCACUUCACGUUGAUUUGAAGAAUAACGAUGUAUACAAGCAGGCCGGCGUCGACAGCUUCACAAACUACGUACACAUGGCGCAUCAAGCCAGGGUCAUCAUUGAUGACGUGAAUAAGUUGAUGGGGAAACGCUACUUACGUUUGCAUCCUCGUUUGCGAUGAUGUGACUUCCGUGCAUAAGGUUCCUUGGAAACAUGCCUGUAGACUCAUUUCUCCAAUGAUCCAAUACGCCCCGGAGAUUGGGGUGUUUCGACGACUGCGGGAUGAAUGAUCUAGGAGUACAGUCCGAGUCAUGCGGUGUUGAGAAAUAGCGUAGUAUCACCACCCUUUUGAAUAUGCCUUAUGCAGCCCGCAUGUCCCAUAUUUUUGUAGUGCAGUUGCGAAUGACUUGGCGCACACUCGAAAGGCU